AUGAAGACUCCUCCUAAUUCUGAAGAUGAAUUGGAAUCUGAUGGAGAAUCGGAUGAAUUUCCAAUCUUUCAGGAGGGCCAGAGAUUUGGUGAGUUGCAAAUGCAAGUGGGAAUGAAGUUUAACACUAAGCAAGACUUCAGGGAUGCUGUGCGAGAGUUUACCAUUCAAGAGGGUAGGAGGAUUAAGUUUGUGAAGAAUGACAAUGUGAGGUGUAGGGCAGUGUGCCAGGUAGAAGAGUGCUCAUGGGUUGUUUAUGCCUCAAGGGAUCAUGAGGACUCUUGCUGGAAAAUCAAGACUUUUUAUGAUGAUCAUACAUGUCCGAGAGAGAAUUCUAAUAGGGCUGCAAACAGAGCUUGGCUGGCAAGUAAGUUGGUCAAAAAGGUUAGAAAGUAUCCCAACUUCAAGCAAUGUGAGGCUGCAACCUAUUUUAGGUCAAAGUGUGAUCUCAUCUUGCAUAGGAAUUCAUUAGCACGAGCCUUGGCUGAUGCAAGAAAUGUUGUAUACGGGGAUGAAAAGGCACAGUAUGCCUUGUUAAGGGAUUAUGCUGAAACGCUGCUAAAGACCAAUCCGGGAUCCACUAUAAAGAUUGGGGUUACUCCAUUUCCUGACGGACAAGUAAUGUUUGAUAAAAUGUACAUCUGCUUGAGUGGAUGCAAGAAUGGGUUUAAAGCUGGGUGUAGGCCUUUAAUCGGCCUCGAUGGAGCAUUUCUAAAGACGCAGAUUGGUGGACAGAUAUUAUCAGCUGUCGCACAAGAUGCAAAUCACCAUAUUUAUGUGGUUGCGUGGGCUAUAGUCAACAUUGAAAACAAGGAGAAAUGGAAAUGGUUUUUGGAGUAA
Molecule: messenger RNA, 837 nt
Organism: Arachis stenosperma
Lineage: Eukaryota; Viridiplantae; Streptophyta; Magnoliopsida; Fabales; Fabaceae
Exons: 1
Coding region: 1-837 (278 amino acids)
Source: RefSeq, a predicted model, not a curated record